Molecule: messenger RNA, 1008 nt
Organism: Psilocybe cubensis
Lineage: Eukaryota; Fungi; Basidiomycota; Agaricomycetes; Agaricales; Agrocybaceae
Exons: 7
Coding region: 1-1008 (335 amino acids)
Molecular function (GO): oxidoreductase activity, acting on the aldehyde or oxo group of donors, NAD or NADP as acceptor; NAD binding
Source: RefSeq, a predicted model, not a curated record
AUGACCAACCUCGCCUUAAUUGGUCGUAUUGUUCUUCGCAAUGCUUUGGAGUUAGGCAACCUUGAUGUCAUAGCCAUAAACGAUCCAUUCCUUUCUCUAGACUAUAUGGUUUACUUGUUCAAGUAUGACUCGGUACACGGGCGCUACAAAGACCCUGUGGAAGCAAAAGACGGGAAACUGUACAUCAACGAAAGGCCUUUGCACGUCUUUAACGAGAAAAACCCUGCCGCUAUCAAAUGGGGCUCCGUCGGCGUUGAAUAUAUUGUCGAGUCGACUGGGAUCUUCACUACGAUUGAUGAAGCCCAAGCCCAUUUGAAAGGCGGGGCGAAGAAAGUAGUUAUCACUGCUCUAUCCGACGACGCACCAAUGUAUGUCUAUGGUAUCAACCACAAAGAGUACAAAGGGGAAAUUGAUAUCGUCUCCAAUGCAUCGUGUACGACCAACUGUCUUGCACCUCUUGCUAAGAUCGUGAAUGAUAAAUUCGGCAUCAUCGAAGGGUUAAUGACUGCCGCCCAUGCGACAACUGGGACAUACAAAACGAUGGACGUGUCGUUUCAAAAAGACACCUUGUACGAUACCAGUGGAUGUAGCGCAAACAGCAGCUCCAUUCCAUCAUCAUCCACUGGGGCUGCCAAAGCAGUUGGAAAAAUUAUCCCAGAAUUGAAAGGAAGAUUAAAUGGAGUAUCCUUUCGCCUCCCGAUUAUUGAUGCCUCCGUCGUUGAUCUUGUUGUCCGAACUAGGAUCCCAAUGACAGAAGAAGAAGUCAUCGACACGUUCAGACAGGCUGCUGAAAGCCCAGAAUAUAAAGGCAUUAUGGGCUUUGUCAACGAGCCGCUCGUCUCGUCGGACUUUGUUGGCAGCAACUACUCUUCGAUUUUUGACGCUCAGUCAUGUCUCGUGAUGAACGACAACUAUGUGAAGAUGCUUUCUUGGUACGAUAAUGAGUGGGGGUAUUCCCGUCGUGUCUGCGAUUUGGUUGCCUAUAUUUCCAGUGUCACGCCGGAAUAA